AUGAUGUUUUCAAGUGGUGGGUUGAAGUUAUUAGGAAUCCUUAUGAGGGGAUACACCACCGUGCUUAGAACCACUGAUUGUGAAUGUCCAACAUUUGAUUGUGAAUGGGUGUGGUGGCACCCUCAUAUCCAUCCAUUCAAGUACAAAUUAGAUUGGGAUCAAAGUGACUUACAUGUCAUCAUUUUCGAUGAAAUUGAUGCAAUUGGCAAGUCUAGAGGUUCUACUAGGGAUGGCACAGGGGUGCACGAUAGCAUUGUGAAUCAGCUUCUUACAAAGAUAGAUGGUGUGGGAGCACUGAACAAUGUGUUGCUCAUUGGUAUGACAAACAAAAAUAAUCUGCUUGAUGAAGCUCUUUUGAGGCCUGGUCGUUUAGAAGUCCAAGUGGAAAUCAGCCUUCCAGAUGAAAAUGGUCGUCUCCAAAUUCUUCAAAUUCAUACAAACAAGAUGAAACAGAAUUCUUUCCUAGCUCCAGAUGUCGACUUACAAGAACUUGGUUUGGUUUAUAAUGUGAUGAGAAUGCAAGAACAUGGUAUUUAUGCGGCCUUGUAG
Molecule: messenger RNA, 549 nt
Organism: Lactuca virosa
Lineage: Eukaryota; Viridiplantae; Streptophyta; Magnoliopsida; Asterales; Asteraceae
Source: the annotation of a GenBank genome assembly